AUGCAUCAAGAAUCACUUCGAAGGUCAUCUUUACGGAAAGAGCACACACCAACUAACGAGAAGAUAGUAGAUUUGUCAAAGCAGGUAAGAUGUAAGAGAGCACAACGAACAGAAAAAAAAUAUUACGAGAUAGAAAAAAGGAAGAUUUUCUUAUUUUCAAUUUUCUUUUUUUUUGCUGUGAUGACUAUUCUGUUAUUCUUUCAACUAUCUAAAUGGCAACAUUCAAUGUAUUGUAAAUAAUUAAUUUUCUAAAUUCUCAUCUUUUGAAAUUCAAUUCACUUGGUUGUGAGUCAAUGAUUCAAUAUUCAAAAAACAAAUACGAGCACUAAAUGCUUGAAAUUUCUGCAAUUGCUAUCUACAAAGUUGUGAAUUUUUAGGACUCGCUUGGUGAACGUGCCUCUUCUAAGCUUACUCUGGAUGACGAGCUCUAUGAUAUUCUUUACGCAUUUGGGUUGGUUUUCUUUAUUGAUCAGAAAUCAUCAUUUUUGUUAUCAUUGUGGCAAUGAAACCGGGGUAAAGCUUAUGACGUGUCAUCUGUAAAACCUGGAAAUCCGUUAGCACAAAAAAUUAUUUAGGAUUGAUAUUUUUUGUCCAUAUUAUAACUAUGAAAAUUGCCUCACUAUAGAAGGUUUUCAAAAUUACUAUCUUUUGGCUCGGCCUCUUCCUACAAAAUUUUUCAAACCUUACCGAUAAUUUGUGGUCUCGUUAGACCUCCAUGAAAACAACUCUUUAUUACCAAGUACCUUGCAAUUGCAGGCUAUUUCUUACAUUUUCACGAGGCGGAGCUAGAAGAUAGUAGUUUUGAAAACCUUUUAUUGUGAAGAACUUUCCGUGGUCACAACAUGGACCAAAAAUAUCAAUCCAAAAUUUUUUGUGACAUCGAUCAGUACAUGAGAUGUCCAGUUUUACAGAUAACGCGUCUUAUUACCUAUAAACCUCGGUGUUCAUUAUUUUCUCUAAUAAGGCAAAAUUAACAUAAGUUUGUUAGCAAUGUUUUAUGGAUUAAUGAUUGACAAUUCCAUGUAACAAACUUAACCAAUAUGUGUUUUCCCGCUUUGUGUUUAAAUAUUAUAGGGGCACCGGACAGAAAGGGCGCGCUGUUCGCAAUUUGGCCGAAUUUCUAGGCCGCGAAGUAAUUUUCCACUGAAAAUGUGGCCUAACUCUUCAAACUCGGCCCCGAGAUCGCGCAAUUUGCACUGCAAAAAGAGUUUCUCAACAGAGCGCCAUUUCUGUGCGGUGCCCCUAUAAUAACACACAGAUUAGCUCUUGGAAGAUCAAUAAUUUGAAUGGUUUCACAGAAAGAAAAAACUGAUAUCGUUGAUUUACAUUGACUUUAAAAAAAUGUGUUUUCUCUAGGAAUAUUAAGAUACUUUUUCAAGCUUCUGGGUGCUAUUUGAAACUCAAUUAAAAUAGUUUUUUACUCAGAAAAUGUAGGCAAACUGUGGAGAAACGAAUCAGAAAUUUUCCAUGCCUCCUCUUUCAAUACUAGUAGUAUGAUGGGAUGAGCUUGUCUGCGAUCGUUUUGAAUCCUAUCUUCUCAGGACCAGCGGCUUUCCCAUCCUUCCGCAAGACGGGAGACAUUUAUUAUUGAGUUGUCAGAGGUGUAUGAGACCUUGGAGCAAUCAUUGCGUAAAGAAAACGCACUUGUCAUUUUAUCGAACAAUUGGUGGCCUACACAUUUUUAUUUUGACCAUAGGAUGAUUUUAUAAAUCCCCUUUCGAAAAGUCAUGAACGGAAUCGAGAUUCUUCCUGAGGGAUUGCAAAACAAUCCACUCGUGCAACGACGCGCUUCGGUGUUCCAUGAUCUGAUCACAGUAUUCCGAAAAAGCACUGUAACUCGCUUAGCACGAAAUCAUCCUUUUGAACAUGUUUCGACGCAAUUUUCGUCAUGGUCACAAAACCAGUGAGUCGCGAAUAUUUAAUAGAUUUUAGCAGGCACUAUUUGCCCACCGAGCAGAAAAAGUUAUGCCAAAAAUUAACUUCUAAUUCUCAGAUAAUAAGGUUAUUCUUUACAGUGAAACCGAUGCUUUUAUAAACAAAAACGACAAGCAUAGAGAAACUGACGAAGAUGGAAAUCCACUCACCAGACAGGUACGUUAAUCUAGUUUGUUUUAAAUUAUAAUUAGUGUAAAUAUUACUUUUUUUGCUCCAUACCACUUAUCCGACGCAAGCCAAAAAAAUUGAAAUUUCGUUCAAACAAACAAACUUCGAUGACCGUGAAAAAUCAACUGAAAGUAUUCAGGCUCUCCUCGAACGCAUACGGCAGAAAAAAGAAGUUAUAGGAAAGCUUAGAUGCCAGCCAUGGAGUAUGACCAGAAAACGGAGAACGCUGAAGUAAGAUUCACAUCUAAUACACUUUGAAUGAAGGUCAUGUUAAGAUUGGCUCAAAAAUAUCUGGAGCAAAAUGAGUCGAAGGUUUCGAGAAGUCAUCUUUACAUGGAAGAAAUGAGAAAAAGAGUGAGACUAAUGAAGCGAAGUUUCUCUAAUUUCAAGACCUAUUUAAUACCAUGGGAGUCCAAAAUUAAACGUAUUGAGAGUGAGUAAAAUUUUAACUAGUUUACAAUAAUUUUUAUCUAAGGCCAUUUUGGUUCUGUUGUAUCUUCAUACUUCACUUUUCUCCGUUGGAUCGUUUUUGUUAAUAUUAUUAUAACUUUGAUUGCAGUUUUUUUUGUCGUGCUACCAGAGGUUAGUCAGAAGGGGUCAGUGAAACUUUCAAGAAUAUUUAUCAGAUCCUAGCCGACUCAGUUGCUAAUGAGGACCGGUUCAACCGUACAAAAACAAGGAAGCAGAUACCUCUGAAUGAGAAAGUUCACGCUGACGAACUUGCAGUUGUAUGGCAUUAUGAUGUGAGCUACAAAACACUUUUUUUUACUAGAGAUGCAAUUUUCAGGGAUAUGUGAGAUAUUCCCCACUUUUCUAUGGAUACUAUUCUGAUGAACCAUUCUUAGGAACAAAAAUAAAAUACGCUUUACCACUUGCGUACUUCAUGGUUACUUUAACUAUUUUUGCUUACAGUUUCUUUGCUAUAUUGCGAAAGUAUAACUUUUUCAUUUUAUUUGAAUGAGUAAUGAUUUUUACAGAAUGGCGGCCAACGCCAGAAUGUCAAAAUUAUCAGGAAGCAAAGCAGAGCAGUAUAUUUUCAACUGGAAACUUUUCACUGGGUGGGAUUAUACAAUUGGAAAUUCGGAAACUGCCAGUAAUACUGUUAUGGCUGUUGUGAUCAAGUUGAGAGUGAGUAUCUCAAAAAAUAGUAUAGUCAUGUAUAUAUACGUAUUCUGAGCAAAUCUUAGGAGUCAAUAGCUGAUUGUAAGAAAGAUUCACAUGGGAAAUUUCGUUUGCUUCAAUUCACACUCAGGUUUGCUUCAUCGUGUGGGUGUUCUUGAGAUUAGGCAUCUUCAGAGUCUUCGCAAACAUUGUUAUUUGUGCAAUGCUUGGAUUCUCAAUUUACUGUAUUAUCUUUGCCGUGCAAAAAUCACAAGUUCAAGAUGAUGGGAAUUUAUUCACAAAAAACCAAGUCCCGUCCGUUGUAUCGACGAUUACUCACGUGUUUCCAAUGAUUUUUGAUCUGAUAGGUCGGAUGGAGAAUUAUCAUCCACGAACUGCUCUUCGAGCACAUCUCGGAAGGUGAGCGGUCUGAGAAAAUAGUUUUACAAUUUUUUUUUCAGAGUGUUAAUUCUAUAUACGGUAAACUAUAUCACUCUAAUUUUUGCGUUGUUUGAAAAAAUGACAGCUUUGCGUGAAAGAGUCAAUGAAACUUCUCUAGUGAGCAAAAAGAUAAAACGUCAGCAAGGAGGAUGGAACCCGGUUACAUAAAAUGAAAGUAAUUCUGAAGUCAACUGUUUUUCAGAAUGUCCCACGACCGCCGCCUUAUGCCAGCAGAUCUGAAAUUCGACAAAUGAGCGAUUUCCUUGCUGCAAACGCUCGCCAAUUUCAAACAGUCAGUCAACGAACAACACGUUCUGUUUCUACGCCUUUUACUGUAAUUAUUUUGCAAAUGCUCACAAGCUCAUUUUUCUUAUAGGUUGCUCCACAAUUUGGCCCAUUCAACGUUAACAACCCGAACGCUUUCUUUCAUAAUAGUACUCACUCAACAAGUUUCGAAUCUCAAAAAUUAGGUCCCAAAAUUUUGCCCAUUUUUACGCCACCACCGAGAAAAUAUCAAAGCCAUUCUCCUGGGAUUAUGGGGCAACAAUUCGGUGGUCCUGAUUUCACACAAAACAUGAUUUACACAAAAUCAACUCCAUUGCCUCGUGUUCGCACAAAACCUCCCUGGAUUUAUACAACAACACAUCCUCCUUUAAUUUCACGUUCUGGAAACGAUUCCAAUAUUGCUAAAGUUCCUUCAAGAAAUUCGAAUGAUCUACUUUUGUCGAAUAAAAAUUUAGGGAUGAAUGGUGAGUCAAACGCAGAAUUUGUUUGCUAGUUAAUUGCUUUUCAGAAACGCUACAAAUAAGUGAAGCAGCUCUUCGUCGUAAUAGUGAUGGUCAUGGCAGUGAUAUUUGCUGGGAAACAAUAAUUGGACAGGAAAUUGUGAAAUUGGUGACGAUGGACUUGAUUUUCACUAUUCUUUCAAUCCUAGUAAUUGACUUUCUGCGUGGAUUAUGGAUUAAAUAUUGCUCUUCGUGGUGGUGCUGGGAUAUUGAAACUACAUUUCCGGAAUAUGGAGAGUUCAAAGUUGCUGAGAAUGUGUUACAUAUAAUCAACAACCAAGGAAUGAUUUGGCUCGGACUGUUUUUCGCUCCUCUUCUUCCUGCCAUCAACAAUAUCAAAUUGAUAAUUUUAAUGUACAUCAGAGGAUGGGCUGUAAUGACUUGCAAUGUGCCGGCUAGAGAAAUCUUCAGAGCUAGCAGGUUUGGCUUUGGAAAUAACUAAAAAGACAUAGAAAUCUGUUGUUUCAGAUCUAGCAACUUUUAUCUUGGAAUUCUACUAAUUUGGUUACUUUUAUGUACACUUCCCGUAGGUUUUGUGAUUGCUUCCAUGAGUCCAUCACGAUCAUGCGGCCCUUUCGCGUCAGUUUAGCUUUAUGUUUGUGAAAUGUAUUCACAAUUUUUACAGACGAUAUCAGCAUUUCUACACGGUUGUAACCAGAGAGAUAGAAAAGAGAGUUGAUCAGACAGUGCUCUCUUAUAUCCGACAUAUUGCUUCGCCAGGAGUUGUCAUCCCCAUUAUUCUCUUUCUUAUGUAUGGUGGUGAUUUCUCCUACUAUUUUUUUAUUAAUUGCUUUUUACAGCCUGAUAAUUUAUUUUCUGUUCUCGUUAGUUCGUGGUCUGCGGGAAGCAAACACAGAUCUACAAGCUCAAUUAGUUCAUGUAAUCAGCGCUCGAGGCACUAUUAAAAUACAUAUUUUUUAUUAAGGAACGUACUGAAGAAAAAAAGAAGAUAUUUGAACUUGCUGGUGGCAAGAAAAACAAAUUUGACAAAGAUCGCGAUAAAAAACGAGCAAACGAUUACAUUCCCCUUAUUGAGCAGCGACGGCGAGAACCCUGGAGACAGUAUCACGAGGUGAACCAGGUUGCAAGUAAUCUUCAAUUGAAACAUUGUUUAAGAUGGACAAUGAAAAUGUAUUGGCGUCAGAUUCGUCUGAAGAAAGUGAUAUUGCUGAGGAUGAAGAUGAAGAACGCCAGCCACUUGCAUUAUAUCCGCUCAAAUCUUACGGAACUCCACCCGAAACUUUACAAGUUACGGCUUUCCAUCCUUCUUUAGGGUAACUUUUGCAGGAAUAGUAAUAAAUAUUGUAUCAGUCUCAGUUCAUUGAUCGAAAACAAAGAAAUGGAAGACGAAGAAAGCUCGGAACCACUACCAAUGAUUCACAAAUCUGUUUCUUUUCAAGGUAAUUAACUCUGAGAAAAAAACAAUUAAGACAACUUUUCAGGAGCAUCUUGCAUGCAAAUGCAUCAAAGUAUUUCAACGGAAAGUUGCAGUCAGAUCUCAAGAAAUGCUAUCCAGGUUGCUACGCCUGAAGAAAUAAGGUGAAAUAUUUUUUAGAAUUGAAGAUUGAAACUUUUUUUGUGUGUGCAUGGUGCAUGUUUUGUUUUACAGAGCACUUCUUCGCCCUUACCUUGAAGCCAAAUACGGCAUACCUUAUCAGCAUGGAGUGAAAUCUUUUCCGAUUGAUUUGAAAACUCCUCCUCAUAACACGCCGUCGCGGAGAUCGUCCAAGCACAAUUCAUUUGUUUCAGUUUAUGAGUCUUCGAAGGAAGACAGUUAUGCGAAGUUGGUUCAGUUAAAAUUGAAUUCGUUUGUUUUUGUGUAUUUUUUAAAUUGGAAAUAGCACAGUUUGAAGCACAAAACGAACUCUUUUGUGAUUUUUUGUUAGAAUAUAAUAUAAUGCAUUUUAGAAGUUUUACCACUUCCCGUUCAAUCCAAAAAAAUCAAAAUGAAGACGGAGGUAGUAACGAUAAAACGCAACACGGCAUCAAUAUGGAUACAAAUGUUACCAAUGAGUUCAUGCCUUGGCCUUCAGCCAGUGAAGUAUGAUAUUACAGUUUAUAAUAUCUUUUAUCAAAAUCUUUUACAGGCAAAAGCAAUAAGGGACAAAAUGAAAACGAAAGCGCCCCUUAUGCUUACAAAGACAACUGUUGGAGAACUACCGAAGAGUUCAAAAAGGGAUUUUACUGAGGAAUUACGGCCCCCAGUACCUGUACAUCGAAAAUAUAAUGUGCAGGUAUAUCGUAAUUAUAUUGUUCAUUAAUGUCAUCUCUUAAAAUAAUGUUACAGGAAAUCGCUGAAGAACCAGGAGACACGUCUGAUUCUCAGCCAGAAUCAUCUAAAAAACGGUUCCGAAUAUCAGUUUCACCAACUAAAGCUCUAGCUCCGACGUCGGCAAGCAGGUAAUAGAAAUUAUAACUGUUCAGGUUUUCCACAUAAUUAUUUGCAGAGCGCAGCACAAGAUUGUUUCACAGACUUCUUCCAGCAGCUCCAUUCUUCAAAAUCGUCAAUUGGAUGCGCAGAAGAAGUCACUAGUCUUAUCACCGCGAGCACCGCGAGUUCAGUUUGACGAAGACGAUUCACCCAGACAAAUUGAUUAG
Messenger RNA from Caenorhabditis sp. 36 PRJEB53466, 7028 nucleotides. Lineage: Eukaryota; Metazoa; Nematoda; Chromadorea; Rhabditida; Rhabditidae. The record is from the annotation of a GenBank genome assembly.